Molecule: messenger RNA, 2847 nt
Organism: Myiozetetes cayanensis
Lineage: Eukaryota; Metazoa; Chordata; Aves; Passeriformes; Tyrannidae
Gene: SYT3
Product: synaptotagmin 3
Exons: 8
Coding region: 868-2457 (529 amino acids)
Biological process (GO): cellular response to calcium ion; regulation of calcium ion-dependent exocytosis; calcium-ion regulated exocytosis
Cellular component (GO): membrane
Molecular function (GO): calcium ion binding; SNARE binding; clathrin binding
Source: RefSeq, a predicted model, not a curated record
GACUUUAGAAUCCAGGUGAGACCUCGCUGGGACCCUUCCCAGGUGUGUCCAAGUGUGACAGAUAUGUCAACACGUGUCCAGGUGUGUCCAGGUAUAUCCAGGUGUGUUCAAGCUUAGUCCAGGUGUGUUCACAUGUGUCCAGGUGUGCAAUUACAUGUCCAAGUGUGCCCAGGUGUGUGACUGCAUGUACAGGUGUGUCUGAGUAUAUCCAGGUGUGUUCAGGUCUAUCCAGGUGUGUCCAGUUGUGUGACCAUAUGUACAGGUGUGUUCAGGUAUGUCUGGGUCUCUACAUACAUGUCCAGGCAUGUUCAGGUGCAUAACCACAUGUACAGGUGUGUAAAGGUGUGUGACCACAUGUACAGGUUUGUCCAGGUAUAUCCAGGUGUGUCCAUGUCUAUACAGGUGUGUUCAGGUGUGUCUAGGUGUGUUCUGGGUGUGUCCAGGUCUAUACAGGUGUGCCCAGGUGUGUUCAGGUGUGUACCCGCAUGUAGAGGUGUAUAUAGGUGUGUCCAGGUGCAUCCAGGUGUGUUCAGGUGUGACAGGCAUGCUGAGGGGGGUAACACAUUUGUCCCACACGUGUCCCAUGUGCCAGGCAUGUCCAGGGACUCCGAGGAGGACGUUUGUCCCGUGUUUGGUGUCCCGUGUUGUUCCCGUGUUGUUCCCAUGUGCCAGGUGUGUUCCAGGCAUGUCUGGGGACUACGAGGAGGACGCUUGUCCCGUGUUUGGUGUCCCGUGUUGUUCCCGUGUUGUUCCCAUGUGCCAGGUGUGUUCCAGGCAUGUCCGGGGACUACGAGGAGGACGUUUGUCCUGUGUUUGGUGUCCCGUGUUGUUCCCGUGUUGUUCCCAUGUGCCAGGUGUGUUCCAGGCAUGUCCGGGGACUAUGAGGAGGACGUUUGCCGCAGCGCUUUGCGCCUGGUACACGAGCUUUGCUUCGCCCCCCGGGCCCGACCCCCCCACGCCCGGUGCCUCGAGUUCACCGACCUGCUCCGGCACCGUGGCCACCCCCGGCCUGCCGACACAGAGGUGUCCGUGAGCCUCCUGUCUGUUAUCGUCACCUUCUGCGGCCUCGUGCUCCUGGGGGUCUCUCUCUUCGUGUCUUGGAAGCUCUGCUGGGUCCCCUGGCGCCACAAGGGAGGACCUGGGGGGGCUCCCCCCCGCAAGGAGCCCCCCCAGCCUGGGGGGGGCCCUUUCGGGGACCCCCUUCCCGAGAGGGGGGACCCCGAGCCCCCUCCCCCCCCCCACGAGCGCUGUUACCUGGACAUGGGGCCGUGCCCCGAAGGAGGGGGGGGAGGGGGCAGUGGGGGCGGACGGGUGCUGGGACCCUCCCCGUGGGGCAGGGACUCCCCAGGACCCCCAGGGCCCCCUGACUUUGGGGGGAUGGGGGAGGAGGGGGUCCUGCCCAGCGCCCCCUCCCAGCAGCUGGUGGGCAGCAGCACCCCGUUGCCCCCUGUGCCAGAAGACAAAGCUGAGCAGAACCCAACCCACCUGGGCCAGAUCCAGCCCGAGCUCUACGGCCCCGGUGACGCCACUGAACCUGGGGGUGCCCGGGGGGGCGCCGGUGGGGGGGCCCCCCCUCCCUGCGGCCGCCUCAGUGUGUCCCUGCGCUACUCCUACGGCUCCCAGCAGCUGGUGGUCCGCGUGCUCCGUGCCCGUGACCUCCCGGCCAAGGAUUCCAAUGGCUUCUCCGACCCCUACGUGAAGAUUUACCUCCUGCCUGACCGCAAGAAGAAGUUCCAGACCAAGGUGCUGAGGAAGACGCUGAACCCAGAGUGGGACGAAACCUUCAGCUUUGGGGUGCCCUUCGCUGAGCUGCCUUCGCGGCGCCUCCACUUCAGCGUCUAUGACUUUGACCGCUUCUCCCGGCACGACCUCAUCGGGCAGGUGGUGCUGGAGAACCUGCUGGAGGCGGCUGAGGGGCGGCCCGAGGUGCCCAUCUGGAGGGACAUCCAGGAGGGCACGGGGGAAAAGCCGGACCUGGGCGAGGUGAACUUCUCUCUGUGUUACCUGCCCACGGCCGGACGGCUCACAGUGACCGUCAUCCGGGCGUCCAACCUGCGCGCCAUGGACCUCACCGGCUACUCAGACCCCUACGUGAAGGCCUCGCUCAUGGCCGAGGGCCGGCGGCUCAAGAAGCGCAAGACGUCCAUCAAGAAGAACACGUUGAACCCGAGCUACAACGAGGCCCUGGUGUUCGACGUCCCCCACGAGAGUGUCAACCACGUCAGCCUCACCAUCGCUGUCGUGGACUAUGACUGCAUCGGGCACAAUGAGGUGAUUGGGCUGUGCCGGGUGGGCAGUGACGCCGAGGGUCCGGGGCGGGAGCACUGGGCGCAGAUGUUGGCGAAUCCCCGCAAGCCCAUCGAGCAUUGGCACACGCUCGUCGAGGAAAAGGCUCUGGUGGCCAAAGGGACGUCGCGGGACAAGCCAGCCCUGGGGGAGCCCCUGGGCCCCCAGUGAGCCCGCUCCAGGGCUGGAGGGUCCGGCCCGGCCCGGGGGGGCCCUGACACCGAAGCCAUAAAGGGACCCCCGGGACCCCCGGGGCCCCCGACCUGCACGACAAGGGGGCCCUGCCCCCCCCCACUGUGAACCCCCCGAAAUCCGGGUCUGGCCCCUUCCCCCCGCUAUGUGUUUGUGUGGGGGAGGGGCCCAAAAAGAAGGGACCUGGGGACCCUCCCAAUCCCCUUUGUGUGUUAUGGGGGGGCCCCUGAAAGGACCCCUGGGGUCCGACCCCCCUUUUGUGUUUCGGGAGGCCCCUGAAAGGGACCUGGGGACGCCCACCCCUCCUUGUGUCAAGUGUUUGUACAGGGGGAGGGGGCCCAAAAGGACCCCGGGGGUCCAAUCCCCACU